AUGCGUAGCUACCAGGCAAAGUUUUUGGAUGUAUCAGAAAAAUCUAACAUUUUAAAGUUUGGCUCUUUCACAUUGAAAUCUGGACGCCGCUCCCCUUAUUUCUUUAAUCUUGGCUUGUUCAAUACUGGUGGCUUAUUAUCAACUUUAGCUGAUUCUUACGCUAGCGCUAUCAUCGAAUCAGGACUUGAAUUUGAUGUGCUCUUUGGGCCAGCUUACAAGGGUAUUCCACUUGCUGCUGUCACAGUUGCUAAGUUAGCAGAAAAGGAUCCAAAGUAUGCAAGUGUAGGCUAUUCUUUCAAUAGAAAAGAAAAGAAAGAUCAUGGUGAAGGAGGUUCCAUUGUCGGCUCUCCUCUCUUAAACAAAAGGAUAUUGAUCAUAGAUGACGUUAUGACAGCUGGAACUGCUAUUAAUGAAGCCUUCGAUAUUAUUAGGGGUGAAAAAGGGCAAGCAAUUGGCUGUAUCAUAGCUUUGGAUAGGCAAGAGACCAUCACGGGAUCAGAUAUAUCUGCAACACAAGCAGUCUUUGAGAGACACAAUGUUCCAGUGAUUUCUAUUGUAAACUUGGAUGAAAUUAUUUCUCAUUUUUCAGGAAAAAUCACAGAAGAAGAGUUGGUCUCGAUUGAAAAAUAUAGAGAACAAUAUAAGCCAAGGAAUGUAUAG
Priceomyces carsonii is the source of this 660-nucleotide messenger RNA. It is a transcript of the gene URA5, whose product is annotated as orotate phosphoribosyltransferase. Gene Ontology annotation, biological process: pyrimidine nucleotide biosynthetic process; 'de novo' pyrimidine nucleobase biosynthetic process; pyrimidine ribonucleoside biosynthetic process. The transcript has a single exon. Gene Ontology annotation, molecular function: orotate phosphoribosyltransferase activity. The coding region runs from base 1 to 660 and encodes 219 amino acids. Gene Ontology annotation, cellular component: cytoplasm. The record is from RefSeq and is a predicted model, not a curated record. Lineage: Eukaryota; Fungi; Ascomycota; Pichiomycetes; Serinales; Debaryomycetaceae.